This is a messenger RNA of Stereum hirsutum FP-91666 SS1, 1632 nucleotides long. RefSeq lists its product as uncharacterized. The record is from RefSeq and is a predicted model, not a curated record. The transcript is spliced from 3 exons. The coding region runs from base 1 to 1632 and encodes 543 amino acids. NCBI's taxonomy places the organism in Eukaryota, Fungi, Basidiomycota, Agaricomycetes, Russulales, Stereaceae.
AUGAACGCCAACUCGACUCACCUCCCCUUCCCGUACUUCGAGAUCUACCAACAAGACCUCAACGACACGCGUCCUCAACAAGCCUACUACAAUCAACAGUUGUCCUUCGACCACUCAAACGCGACGCAAUUGAACAUUGGCAUGGGGAACGGUUUAUGGGAUUAUUAUUCCCUGUUAUUUCCAGAACCCCAACUUCCUUGCCCAUUCGAUGUCCUUUCAGCUGACACGAGGGCCCUUGAGCCACUCGUCCUUCCCGCCCCGCCAUCUCGCUCGAGGGCGAUCAUACCGAUCGACGUGACGUCUACAUCUAGGGCUCAUUCUCCUGGUAACUCUACGGCUAGUGAUACUCUUGGAUCGACGGCUUCUCAUACCAGCGCUGAGCUCAUGGGUACCAUACCGCGCCUCACUCCUCGCCGCACGGCUUCCCAACUUUCCCCCACUUUGACUAUCUCGCCGGGACCUAGGACGAGCAUGGAAUCUUCUGAAGAGGAGGGCUCCACCACCAUGCGUCUCCCCGUCGUUCCGCCUGUCCCAUCUCUGCCCACGACGGACGCUCCACGGCGCUUCACGCGCAACCUCUGGGAAUGCACGACGCCCAUUCCGGACAGUGAGUUCUUCACCGAUCUCGGGCACAUCACGCCAUCUACGACUUCCUCUGUCUACGGUUGUUCGCCAUCUGGGCUCUCAGACUGGUCAUCGUUCCUCGACACACUUCUCGACGACUUCCCCCAUAUUCCCGACGGGCACGUUGACAAUGCCUGGAUGGAGAACGUCCUCCAGGAGUAUAUUGAUCCCCUUAUAGGGACGGCGAUCCCUACGACGACGACGAUGACCACGAACAAGAGGAAGAGCUCUCCGUCGUCUGACUCCGAUAGCCAGGGGAGUACGAAGAAGAUGAAGACGUCAGGGCCGAGGACGAACGAUUCGACGCCCAACGGCGCCGAUACCCCGAUACGUUGGGCCACUCCGGUGGUCCAAACCAACUACCACACUGAACAGGGAGCGUCCGCAAGCGAGGAUGCCCCCACCCACGACGACCUGCCCCAGUUUCAACCUGGUGUCGAAUCCGGACCUGCAGAGGGUCUAAGCACCGGCAAGAAGGCGGAAAAGCCCAAGAAGGCGGUAAAACGCAAGAGGGCGUCAAGACCCAAGAAGGCGACAAAUCCGCCCAAGCCCGUCUUCUGCCCCGUCGCGGGCUGCAACGGGAAGUACACGCGCCUUCAAGAUCUCCGCCGCCACCUUUGUACCGACCAGAAGACGCACCCCCAAAUCCGGGACGUGCCAGACUGGCAACAACGCUGCGGAGUUCCGAAGAACUUCAAGGGAAAGCUAAUGUCUUGUCCGUUCUCGCGGUGCAAGCACAUUAGCAAGAGUCACGGGAUGCGGCGCUGCGAGUUGGACAAACAUAUGCGCGCCCGUCAUGGCGGGAUGGAUGUGACGAUGUGGCUGAAGAGAGUGGCGAUGCUGAUACGGAGGAGGGAGAGGGCGGGGUUGUGGACGGCUGAGGACAUGGUUAGUACGAGGUGGAAAGAUAUGUUGAGCGUCACGAACUUCGUGCAGAGGGAGGGAGAAGAAGUUCCUGAGAAAGGCUUUCUCGAUUGGUGUUUGCGGUAUGUGCUCUGGGAAUCGUAA